AUGGGCGUUGCAGGGAAAUUGUACAAGACCCACAACACGCCAUCGCAGCUCGGUCAGCUCACUGACGGCAAGCUGAAGGCCGCUGGAGUGGACGAUAAGGAUGUUCGCAAGCUGGUAUUGGCGGCUAUCCGCAAAUCGGGCUACAAGGUCCCAGCAGCGGGUCCCUCCUCGCGCAACGCAGCCCAAAAUACCAGCACGCCCGGGGCCGCAGAUCCACCCGCUGCAAAGAAGCGCAAGCGAGAUGACGAUCUGAAUGAACUGCUGCCUGACAGGCCCCCAGAUGAUGGCGAGCUCUACGGCAGCUUGGAGUUCAAGGAGGUGCUCGAUGAAACGAUCCUCAUGAAGAAGUCCACGGCGGUGAACCGCGCCCCGAUCAUGAUGGCAUGGGCCUUCGUCGUGGCUGAACGGCUGGGUUUCCAGCGCGAGGAGGCUCUGAGUAUAGCAUCGGUGUACACGGAAAUGAAUGCCAUUACCAAAGGCGUAUCCCUCGGCAUCUUCGACAAAGACAAGGGUAAGGGGGUGGAGGCCGCGCAGGGUGGCUCACAGCCGUACGUGGACCUCAUGGGCCGACGACCUCUCUACCAAACAGCAAACGGCUCUUGGCGGGCUCUCUCCUCGGGCACGCCUGUCGCACCCUCCUCGGCAUUCUCGUAUAUCACCCGGGCCUUACGGCAGACCGCGCCAUUCGUCCUCGGUGCACUGCGCCUCCUGGCCAACAGCUACGCCCCAGCGGAGCUGACCCGCACAGGCUUUGCCCUCUACGCUGACUUCCGACCGGACGUGCAGGGGUGGGGUGGUCGCGCGGAGGUGCGCUGUGCGACGAUCCUCGGGCUGAGGAAUACGGACGUGAAGAAGGAGGACGAGGAGGCGCCGCUCAGCAACGUGCAGGGCAUCGUGAAGAUUGAGCCCACCACCAUGGAGUCUGGAGGCGAGAUGGCCCUGUCAGGGCUCGACGAGCCGCCCAAUAAGAAGCAGCACAUAGCGGCUAUUGAAGACGAGUAUGAGGCGGCAUUGAACGACCCAAUAUUUGAUGACGCGGAACUCAACCUGGACAACAUCCCUUGA
This is a messenger RNA of Rhodofomes roseus, 1065 nucleotides long. RefSeq lists its product as uncharacterized. The record is from RefSeq and is a predicted model, not a curated record. Bases 1 to 1065 code for a protein of 354 amino acids. The transcript is spliced from 6 exons. Lineage: Eukaryota; Fungi; Basidiomycota; Agaricomycetes; Polyporales; Fomitopsidaceae.